AUGGAAGCCACCUCUAGCACUCCCGCACCUGGCCGCGGCAUCACUCCUCCCGCCAUAGAAGUGACCUCUAGCACUUCCCCAUCCGCCCGUGGUAUCACUCCCCCCGCCAUGGAAGCCACCUCGAACACUUCCCCACCUGUCCGCAGCAUCCCUCCACCGCCUGCCCGCGGCACCACUACCCCACCUCCCCGGAGCACGACUCCCCCACUUGCCCGCGGCAUCACUCCUCCCCCCUCCACAGGCUUCAGCAACCCCCGUGAGCUCGCCUUCUAUUGCAUCGGUAGCCUCCUCGAUCUCUGCACGCAGUACCGCCGCACCCUCGACCGCGUCGAAGCCACCCGCCUCCUUAAUGACCGAAGAGUCUCCCGGCAUUUCGGUCUCGCCCUCGACCCAAUAUUCCACGUGCCCACGUCCAAAACUCUCAGAUGGCUGACCGCUGCGCAGCUACGCCUCUGGAACACCACCAAGGCCAUGCUCCUGUCUUGCACAUACCGUGAGCGGCGAGAAGAUAGCUUCGCGCAUGCCCUCGGCCGCUCAGAAGCCAUCCAGAGGCGCCUAAGGAAGCUGAUGCUGGGUGACUUGAGCCGUAAUGAGGGUGAUGCACUGUGGGAGUUUGAUGAUACGGUGAUCUCAAUGGCGGAGGCACUGGAGGCGUUUAAGGACAUGGAUCCGAUAAGUGUUCGGUGGAUUGAGGGUGCCGCAGUGAGGCAGGUGAAGGAUGAGUAUGCUCAGAAGGCGAGGCUCAUGAAGGAGGCGUGGUAUAAGGAGAAGGAGGCGCAUGUGGCGACGAAGAAGAAGAUGUUGGUGAAAGAGAUUCGGGCGUUGGAGAAGCUCGCUGAGGCCUAUAGGGAGGUUGCGAGGCUGAAGGAGAAGUACGAGUGUGGUCUUCACCCUGAGGAUGACUAUCUGCAGCAGCAGCAGAUAGAUGAUGCUUUGCACCAGAAGCAGAUAUACGAGGCUGAACAGCCGCAGACGGAUAGUGAAGGGGCGACAUCGCAAGAUUCGAGGCCCGCGCCAGCCGAACCCAGUUUGGGCCGAUCGCUAUCCGGAAACAAGAGAAAGCGCGAACUCAACAGCUCGGGGUCAGAGUCAGAAGCAGGCACACUUAUCAACGCCCUGGAGCAUACUUCCAUUGGCACAAGAUAG
Messenger RNA from Morchella sextelata, 1146 nucleotides. RefSeq lists its product as uncharacterized. The coding region runs from base 1 to 1146 and encodes 381 amino acids. The record is from RefSeq and is a predicted model, not a curated record. Lineage: Eukaryota; Fungi; Ascomycota; Pezizomycetes; Pezizales; Morchellaceae. The transcript has 2 exons.